AUGUCGAAGCUCGCGCGGCGGCUGGCAGACACGCGCCGCUGGCUCGACUCGAUCGUCAUCGGCCAACGCCUCUGCCCGUUCGCGCCGCCCGUGCGCCAGCCGCCCGCCCUUCGGCUCCGCGCCUCCGUCGCCGAAUGCUCUUGCGGGGUCGCCGCGGAGCUGGACGAGGAGGCCGCCGCGCUGAGGUUGGGGCUCGACUCGCCCGGUACCGAGGGCUCUCCUGAGACAUCGCUGCUUGUUCUGGGCGGGACGCUAGACAACGGCGCUCUCGGGUGGCGGGAGCUGAUCGCGCUUAGCUGGAAGCUCCAGGCGGAGGUCAUCGUCGACAGGGGCCACGCCGAGCACCUCCAGAUCGUCCUUUUUCAUCCGGCGGCGACACACAGCACCUAUGCCGAAGCGGGCGGCCCGGCCGACGCAGGCGACUUCACCAUUCGGUCGCCCCACCCCGUCGUGCAGCUCCUGCGCGAGGUCGACGUACUGGAGGGCGUGCGUAGCCACCCGGACGCCGAGGGCAUCCCUGGGCGGAACCGCGUGAGGCUGCGUGGCCAGGGUGUGGCCGCUUGCGAGGAGAGACUAAUGAGGUGUAUUGCUGCGGGCGAGGAGGCGUGA
Messenger RNA from Emiliania huxleyi CCMP1516, 609 nucleotides. RefSeq lists its product as hypothetical. NCBI's taxonomy places the organism in Eukaryota, Haptophyta, Isochrysidales, Noelaerhabdaceae. The coding region runs from base 1 to 609 and encodes 202 amino acids. The record is from RefSeq and is a predicted model, not a curated record. The transcript has a single exon.